This is a messenger RNA of Daldinia decipiens, 949 nucleotides long. RefSeq lists its product as uncharacterized. The record is from RefSeq and is a predicted model, not a curated record. The coding region runs from base 139 to 672 and encodes 177 amino acids. The transcript is spliced from 2 exons. Lineage: Eukaryota; Fungi; Ascomycota; Sordariomycetes; Xylariales; Hypoxylaceae.
ACAGAGAGUGGCAGUGCUUCUAUAUUCCAGAACAGGCAUCCGGAAGCGUCUGUUUGUAUCUGGAAAUGUCCCAGGCAUCAUGGGCAGCAGUAAUAGUGCUACCGUAGUGGUCCACAGCUUUUUUAGUACCUAACUACCAUGCGAGAGCAUCGACGAACUCGCGAACUAAUGACAAGCACAAGCGCUGGUGUUAUGCCUAAUGACCUAGCCCUCCCUCCACCCUCUCAAGACCUAGGCUAUCACCAGCCUCAAGGUCUGAGUUUUGCAUCUUCUGGGUCAUUCUCCUCGCUCGAAAAUUUCGAUUUCGAUACAGCAUUAUCCCAGGCACCGCAGACUGGGUGUCCAGCCGAACCCCCCAACAUAUUGUGGGACUCGUCCUUCCAGACACUUCCUAACUAUCCAUCACUCGAUAGUUCCAUCCACAUAUCCAUUCACCUCAUUACAUCUCAAAUCAACUCCCUGAAUACUCGUAUCAAUGAACUGGAGGUGGGAUAUAAAAAAGCGAUGGCUAUAAUUGAGGAGCUCACGGCCUGGUCCAAGAAGAUGGAAAAACACUGCAACGAGAUGAACAAUACUUUAUUGCGACUAUUUGGGAUGGUUCAAAAACCAGAGUUCCUCCGAGGUAUGCUUGAUGAAGCCUAUGAACCUCCCCCUAGAGAAAAGUGGGCUUAGGAAUAGGUGAUCGAUUCCAUCUCAUAGACUGCGUUAUCGCAUUCCAUGAUCACCCCCCAAUAGGAAACCCAGUUCGCUUCCACUUUUUCACUUUUUCUAUCGAAGGCAUGGAUGGCGGGGACUAGAUAUCGGAGGAGAUUGGUAGUUUCUUUAAGUAGUGACAACGUAACAGAGAAGCGUUUAGUUGCAAUUUCGAUUUCGUGGUGUAGGAUCAACGUCUCCUUUUCUAGUUUGUGUAAUUGUGAUACAUCUUCGGCAUGCUCCAUAUCCUCCAGAC